CGGAUACCCGAUCCGGCAUCACGGCAUCGACGUUCGAUGGAGAAGCAUGAAGGCGAGUGAGAAAUGAGGAAGUGCGAGAGAAGCGCCGAGGGCAGACACUGGGCGAGGAAGAAGACUGGUGGAAUCUGAACCAACUCUUCCUGCCAAGGUAGGCCAUGGCGGGCAGAGAGAGGGGGCUUCGAAACGGCGAGCGGAGCGGCCUCCUCUUUCUCUUUCCUGUCACCGAGACGCAAUCUGCUCUUUGGGGCUUUGAUUUCCUCCUCUCCCCGUGUUGGUGGAGAGAAAGAGGUGGGUCUAGGGUAAAAAGGCUCUCCGCGGUCUUUCCCGUGUUCGUGCUCAUUUGCAUCUUUCAUUUUCCUCCCCCUGACGUUGUGUAGAAGAAAGAGAGGACCUUUGUCGGUAGUUUUGCCUUUUCACGUGGAUUAUCAGGUAUUGACGGCCUUCUUGUGUAUCAUCUGAUUUUUGCUGCUCCCUUAGCGAUUAAUCCAUUAUCCUGUUGCUUUCCACUUGCUGUUUCCUCCCGAUGCCGGUACCAGUUUGAUCCUUUUUGAGUCAUUUACCCCUUUUCUCUGCUGCCAGAGAAAUUUGCAAAACUUCAUCUUCAUGUCUGUUAUGACCUCGCGAGCUGUUUCCCCCCUUUUCUUUUGGUUAAAAAUGGAACUUUUGUGUAAAGUCGUUUGCUUGAAACUGAAAGUCGGUAUUCCGUUUCUGUCUGUUCUUGUUUCUUUCCCCCUAUCCAUGUAAGAUCUCCGCCUCUAUUGGAUUAUUUCUCCGAAAGGGCUUUCCUUUUUGCAGGUUCAACUACGGGGAAUAAAGGUAGGAAAGGGAAAUUUUCCUUUUACUUUUCGGCAGGAAUUUCUUCGCGACGAUCGGAUAGUUAUUUGCUCGGAGCAAACCUAGUCGUUGUGGUUUACGCUACGGGAUUUAGGAUUUUUUUUUGUUUUGUUUUGUUAGCACAACUAUUCCAAACUCAGGAGUGAUUGAGAAGGAAAAAUUCGCCCAAGAGGAAAAAAGGUAGAAAUGGGGAGAAAAUGGGAGUGGUUUAGUUCUGUCAGGCGAGCUUUCAUCCCCUACUGCUGUCGAGGAGACCUCAAAGAUAAUCUUGUUAGUUCCAAGGUUUCCGAUUCAUUCAAUACAACAGAAGUGGAAACCACUGUCGUGGAUUCUGCUCAUCCAUCGGUUGCUGCUCCAAUUCAGAAAGCUAAUAUGGUAGCGAAGGAGGAAGAAGAGAGCAAGCAUGCCUACUCAAUGGCGCUUACUAGUGCUGUGGCUUUAGAGGCUGCAGCUGUCGCCGUUCAAGCUUCAACCGAGGUUGCUCGCCUGGCUACCUCUGCAAGUAGGCACACAGGCGAAUCAAGAAAAGAGAUCGCAGUGCUCAGGAUCCAGAAUGCUUAUCGACGAUACAAGGCAAGAAAAAGAUUGGGAAGUUUAAGAGGACUGGUUAGGAUGAAGAGAGUUCUUGACGCGAAUACUGUCAAGUUUCAAACAACAAAAUCAUUGCAGUGCAUGCAGACGAUGGCUAGAGUGCAGGCACAAAUACAUUCACAGAGGGUCAGAAUGGCAGAGGAAAACCAAGCUCUCCAGAUGCAUUUGCAGCAGAAAUGUGAAAAUGAAUUUGAGAAAUUGAAGAUUGUUGAGGACUGGGAUAGCAGUCUUCUAUCCAAAGAGAAAAUCGAAGAAAAUCUACUGAACAAACAGGAAGCUGCUAUAAAAAGGGAAAGAACAUUAGCUUAUGCAUAUACACAUCAGUGGAGGAAUUCUACCAGAUCCUUAACUCAAGCACUGACAGACCCGAGCGAUCCGCAAUGGGGUUGGAGCUGGUUGGGACGCUCAAUGGCAGCAAGGCCAUGGGAUCACCAAAGCACAGUCAUACCUGCCACAACAAAACAACCUGACACCAACUUUGAAUCGACACCAGCAGCAGCUCAGAAGUCGGCCCGGCCUCCGGCAGCACCACGCACCAGCACCCCAUCUGCAGCAAUCAAAGAGAAAUCAGAGAGCCUAGUAGGUGCCUCUUUUAAGAAAGGAUCACUUUCCUCGUCAGAGAAAUGACUGGCUCUUCCGUCAGCUAGCAAUAGCAGUACUACGACUGCCACAAACGUUAGGCGCCAUUCAGGGCCGCCAACGGUAGUAACUACCAGCAAGCAGCGAGGAACAAGAUGCAAACAGUUGCAUGAGCGUAUAGCCUGAUAUAGAGGCAGUUGAGGGGCCUUUGUUGGCUCGUUCUCAGCCCGAUUUGCCGCCAAUUUGAAGUCUCGAUUUGUAGCAGCCGUGUUUGUUGUGCUGCAGCGGUUGGCCAUGGAUUAUGAUUCCAUUUUAGAAUUUCAGAAUGUUGCUUUUGGCUGUAAUCAAACCUCUGAUCUUGAGAAGAAAAAAACAAAACUAAAUAAAAAUUUGGCGAGCAAUUAAAACAA
Messenger RNA from Zingiber officinale, 2414 nucleotides. RefSeq names its product protein IQ-DOMAIN 3-like. NCBI's taxonomy places the organism in Eukaryota, Viridiplantae, Streptophyta, Magnoliopsida, Zingiberales, Zingiberaceae. The record is from RefSeq and is a predicted model, not a curated record. The transcript has 4 exons. Gene Ontology annotation, molecular function: protein binding. The coding region runs from base 1021 to 2052 and encodes 343 amino acids.